Molecule: messenger RNA, 530 nt
Organism: Hibiscus syriacus
Lineage: Eukaryota; Viridiplantae; Streptophyta; Magnoliopsida; Malvales; Malvaceae
Product: dCTP pyrophosphatase 1-like
Exons: 2
Coding region: 105-530 (141 amino acids)
Biological process (GO): nucleoside triphosphate catabolic process
Molecular function (GO): nucleoside triphosphate diphosphatase activity
Source: RefSeq, a predicted model, not a curated record
GCUUCUGCCUUUACUCUCCUUGGAGCAAUCUUCAAUUUCUUUGAAUCAUUUUCACACAUUAAAAAGAAAAAGACAAAACUUGUUUGGGGAGUUUGAUCUUGGAGAUGUCAAGCGUUAUGGAGAAAGAAGGGGUUAGCUUGGAAGAGCUGAAGAAGAGAAUGGCUGAGUUUGCAAAGGAAAGAAAAUGGGAUCAGUUUCACAGCCCUAGGAAUCUCCUGUUGGCCCUGGUGGGAGAAGUGGGGAAAUUAUCCGAGAUAUUUCAAUGGAAAGGAGAGGUUGAAAGGGGACUCCCUGAUUGGGAAGACGAAGAGAAACAACACUUAGGGGAGGAACUGUCAGAUGUUUUGCUAUACCUCGUCAGGCUGUCUGAUAUCUGUGGGGUUGAUCUUGGCAAAGCUGCUAUGAGGAAGAUGGAGCUGAAUGCCAUUAAAUACCCAGUCAAACUUUGCAAAGGUUCAUUCAAAAAGCACACGCUAUUCGAUGCAGAUGAGAGCAGUGUUAAUGGUGACAGUGCUGCUGUGGAUGAUUAA